AUGGCGGAGUUUUUAACGUCUCCCGUUGAGCUCAUCUGGAAGAUUUGCUAUUUUAUUUCCCCUCCUGAUGAGGAAAACACAAGAUCGCACGACUGGCCGGAUUGCUCCGACGGCCUGGCCGGCCUUAACGCCCUCUCUCAAACCUGCCGCCGAUUCCAAGUUAUCGUCAACCCGAUUCUUUACGCUCGCGGGGUUCAUUGUCAUCAUGCGCUACCCCUGGCAUGGGCUGCGGCCAAGGGAAACCAAGGGACACUCAACAAAGCUCUGGCAGCCGGUGCUGAUGUCAACCACCAGUUUGUUGUCCCAAUGUCCCCCCAAUUGUGGGAGAUCAUUGUGGACGCUCGUGAAGCUGCCACCCACUUGGCAAACACAGACCCGCACCACUGGCCGUCCAUCUCCAAAACUCGGCUCAAGACGUUGAACGAUAACGACAGACUGCGUGCGGAAGCCGCGACAGCUGACCUCAGUACGCUGGAAGUGUUCCCCGUCGACAUCAACGGCUCAGUUGGUGUCAGGUACCUUGACCCAUUCGACCCGAACAACAACAACCUAGCAGACCACAGGUGGUACAUCCGCAAGUACAUGGCCCUGCACCUCACUGUGAGCGCCGGGCACGUUCACAUCAUCAAUAGCCUUCUCGGCCAUGGGGCCGGCAUCGACACCCCUGCAAAUCUACUUUGUCGCUGCGUUCAUCUCCGUAGCUUUAUUACCAACACUUCAAACCCCCACGGAUAA
This is a messenger RNA of Dichotomopilus funicola, 735 nucleotides long. RefSeq lists its product as uncharacterized. The record is from RefSeq and is a predicted model, not a curated record. Gene Ontology annotation, molecular function: protein binding. The coding region runs from base 1 to 735 and encodes 244 amino acids. NCBI's taxonomy places the organism in Eukaryota, Fungi, Ascomycota, Sordariomycetes, Sordariales, Chaetomiaceae. The transcript has a single exon.